AUGGGAGAGGAGAAACUCAACAAAGCUACUUCAUUUUACGCGACUGCCAGCCAACUCGAAGGUGUCCUAUCAAUACCAGCAGCCAUGGGUAUCGACUUGGACCGUCACCAUGUGCGCAGCACCCACCGCAAGGCGCCAAAGAGCGAGAAUGUCUACUUGCAGGUUCUCGUGAAACUCUACCGGUUCCUCGCCCGUCGCACGGACUCCAACUUCAACAAAGUCGUGCUCCGUCGUCUGUUUAUGUCGAGGAUCAACCGCCCUCCUGUUUCUCUCUCGCGUAUCGUCUCGAACAUCACUGAGUCUCACAAGGGAAAGACUGUCGUCAUUAUCGGAUCUGUCACCGAUGACAACCGCCUCCUGACAGUGCCCAAACUGUCCAUCGCUGCUCUUCGCUUCACUGCUACUGCUAGGGCUAGGAUCGAGAAGGCCGGUGGUGAGACAUUGACCUUGGAUCAGCUGGCUCUUCGGGCGCCCACCGGAGCCAACACUCUCCUUCUGCGUGGACCCAAGAACUCUAGAGAGGCCGUGAAGCACUUUGGCUUUGGACCCCACACCAACAAGAAACCGUAUGUGCGAAGCAAGGGUCGGAAGUUCGAGAGGGCUCGUGGUCGGAGAAGGUCCAAGGGCUUCAAGGUCUGAAUGCGGUGAUAGGGUAGUAAACAAAAGUCUUUCGGGGCUAGUUGAAUGUCAUGUCACACUUGGGCAAUUACUUUUUCUUUAAUGCGUUAGAGAUCACUAGCACUCAGCGCUCUAGCCAGUGUGGCUGCAUUUCUGUUUUUGUCAAGGCGUCGGAAACGAUAUUAUCCAGUUUAAAAUGCUAAGAAACAAAAGAUAUUUCAAUUGGUGCUAAGUUUACAAAAUUGAUGUCUGCUGCUAUAGAC
Aspergillus ruber CBS 135680 is the source of this 881-nucleotide messenger RNA. Its product is annotated as 60S ribosomal eL18 domain-containing protein. The transcript is spliced from 5 exons. Gene Ontology annotation, molecular function: structural constituent of ribosome; RNA binding. Bases 1 to 639 code for a protein of 212 amino acids. Gene Ontology annotation, cellular component: cytosolic large ribosomal subunit; ribosome. Gene Ontology annotation, biological process: translation. NCBI's taxonomy places the organism in Eukaryota, Fungi, Ascomycota, Eurotiomycetes, Eurotiales, Aspergillaceae. The record is from RefSeq and is a predicted model, not a curated record.